Messenger RNA from Mesorhabditis belari, 2424 nucleotides. Lineage: Eukaryota; Metazoa; Nematoda; Chromadorea; Rhabditida; Rhabditidae. The record is from the annotation of a GenBank genome assembly.
AUGGAUGACGAUGAUGGCCGAGAGGAGUUUGCGAUCAACGACACCGAUUUGGAUUUUGCGAUGAAUCCGGGGAGGAAUAGACGUCAUCAAACAAAAGAGCAGGCAGCACUUGGCAUUUGGGCUGACGACGAUAGCGAUGAUGAUGGAAGUGCUCGACCAUCGUUUGGAAGAAAACGACCAAAUUACAACACACCGGUAAAUUUUGUGAGCGGCGGCGUAGCAGUUGGAAAUAAAGUAGUGGAUGGAGCUGAAGAUCAAAAACCUGGCACAUCGAAAGAAGAGGAGGCUCCGAUUGAAAUCAACUUUAAACGUGCAAAGCCGGAGUCAAAGAAGCAGCAACAACGACCACAAAUGGGAGCAAAUGUUUUUGCUGGGAUGCGCACGUCAGCUUCAAAGGCCACAGUUGAUGAUGCUACAAUGGAAAAAUGGCUUUUUUCUAGCGGAAAAGGAGAUAAAAUUAUGAACAUGAUGAAGGGUAUGGGUUGGUCACUUGGCGAAGGACUCGGAAAAGAAAGACAAGGAAUUGUCGAGCCAAUUCAAACCAAACUUCGACCAGGAAGAGGAGCCGUUGGGGCAUAUGGUAAAGAGGUGAAUUCAUCAGGCCCUCGAUUUGGAGAAACUGCGGCUGACGCUCAGAAACGGCUUGCAGGGGAGAAAGUAGAUGACAAGCAGCCACAAGCACAAACAAUACCUAAAGGUUCCUGGAAAAAGUCGGCGAAGAUUAAAACGGUGUACAAGACGAUGGAUGAUGUGAUAAAAGAAGGUGGUGGACCCGUUCGAGUUUUCAGAGGAACUGGUGUUUCGAAGGUCAUCGAUAUGACAGGACCCGAGCAAAGGGUUUAUAGUGGUUAUGAUGCAUUUUCAUUGAAGACAAAGGUUGAAAUCGACGAACCACGGGAGACGUUUGACGUUCCAGAGCUCUCUCACAAUAUCAACCUUCUCCUGGAUCUUACCGAAGAAGAUAUCAGGCGGACUAAUCAUCAGCUUGGCGUUUUGAAAGAUCAAACAAUCGCUCUGGAGCAUGAUUAUCAGCGCGCUAAGGAAGAAGGGGACAAGGCCGAAAAUGAAUACUCAAGGAUGAAGCAGAUCUAUGAAUUACUUUCUAAUUUUUCCGAGAAAAAAAGUCCUUCAAUGAACGAGUGUCAAGCACUAUUCAAUCGACUUCGCACAGAAUUUCCCAUCGAGUAUCAACUUCUUCAUUUAGAGGGCGCAGCAAUUCCGAUUGUGUUACCACUGAUAGUUUCGUUCUUCGCUCGUUGGAGGCCAUUAGACCCGGACCAUUCAAUUUAUGGAAUCGAUUUGAUGAGAGAAUGGAAAGAUGUACUUCGUGAGACGGAUACGAGAAUGUUUGCGACUCAAGCAGCUACUUUUGACAAGUUACCAGCGUUUGAUCGCCUAUUGUGGGAUGGAUGGAUGCCUUCCAUAAGGCGCGCGGUAAGACAACUGAUCCACGUGAUUCAAACAUGGUUGCCGCUUUUGCCAAAUUGGAUGAAAGAAAAUAUACUAGACAGGGUUAUUGUGCCAAAAAUCGAGGCUGAGGUCGAGCAGUGGAAUCCUUUAAAAGACGAAGUGCCAGUUCACUUGUGGAUAUUGCCUUGGCUCGAUAUCAUGGGAGAUCGACUCGUCCCAGUGUUUUCUCCAAUCAGACAGCACCUGGCGAAAGCACUCCGAUUGUGGAAUCCACUCGAUCAAGGAGCCCUUGUAAUGUUACGACCGUGGAAAGGAGUUUGGACACAAGCUACGAUGUCGGCCUUUUGUAGUACGAACAUCAUCCCGGCGCUCGAUAAAUGUCUCGCCAACGUGAAUUUGGAUCCGACUACAAACAAACUAUGCCCAGAGUUUGAUGCUGUUUUGAACUGGCGCGAAAUUAUCAACGAGGACAUGAUAGUGAAUGUGCUGACAAGAAAUUUCUUCCCUAGAUGGUAUGCGCAAAUUUGCGCCUGGCUGGACAGUUCUCCCGGAAAUCCGGCAGUGGUAAAUGAUGUAUCGAGAUGGUACAAGGAUUGGAAAGAGCGGGUUCCUUUCGAUCUGGUGAAGCGGUUUCCGGUGCUAGAAAAUGAAAUGAAACGAGCCAUGAUUGCGAUUCAUAACUCAUCACAAGGAAGAAUCAUUGGAGCUGGCACACCGCUACAACCUGUCUUGUCUAAUGUACCGCCGCCUCCUCCACCACCGCCCAGACCCCAACACAUUCCUCCCCCACAACCUGCUGUUCAACUAACAAUUCGUGAAACGUUGGAGCGAGAAGCCGGUCACCAUGGACUCACAUUUGUUCCACAAACUAAUCGGCUACGCGAUGGGAAUCAAGUGUUUUGGUUUGGAUCUCAAUCCGUUUAUGUUUGUGCUGGAGUGAUUUAUCAUUACGAUACAACAAAUUUUGACUGGUAUCCAAUCACAAUUUCGCGCCUUCUUCAAUACAACGGAAUC